Messenger RNA from Bathycoccus prasinos, 1029 nucleotides. RefSeq lists its product with no specific name. Gene Ontology annotation, cellular component: cytosol; nucleus. Gene Ontology annotation, molecular function: adenosine kinase activity. Lineage: Eukaryota; Viridiplantae; Chlorophyta; Mamiellophyceae; Mamiellales; Bathycoccaceae. The record is from RefSeq and is a predicted model, not a curated record. Bases 1 to 1029 code for a protein of 342 amino acids. The transcript has a single exon. Gene Ontology annotation, biological process: purine ribonucleoside salvage.
AUGAGUAUUUUAUUGGGCAUGGGUAAUCCCCUUUUAGAUAUCUCCGCCGUCGUCGAACAGGACAUUUUGGACAAGUACGAGUUAAAACUGAAUAACGCCAUCUUAGCCGAGGAAAAGCACAAUCCGUUGUACAAAGAAAUGGUGGAGAAGUAUCCGGUGGAAUACAUCGCCGGUGGUGCCACGCAAAACUCUAUUCGCGUGUGCCAGUGGAUGUUGAAGACGAGCGGCGCGACGACCUUUAUCGGAUGCGUCGGUGAGGAUGAUUUUGGCACCCAGAUGACGAAAGCGUGCCAAGCGGACGGCGUGACGACAAAGUACAUGAUCGACAAAGCGACGCCAACGGGGACGUGUGGGGUUUUAGUGAAAGACGGCGAGCGAUCUUUGAUUGCCGCGUUGAACGCGGCGAACAACUACAAGUUCGAGCACUUGCAAGAAGCAGAAAACUGGAAGAUUGUUGAAGACGCCAAGUUUUAUUACAGCGCCGGCUUUUUCUUGACGGUGUCACCAGAAUCCAUGAUGGCGGUGGCCAAGCACUCCGCGGAAAACAAGAAAUGUUACAUGAUGAACUUGUCUGCACCGUUCCUAAUGCAAGUGCCGCCGUUUUUGGAGGCAAUGAUGAACACUUUACCGUAUGUUGACGUGUUGUUUGGAAACGAAUCCGAAGCGGUCACCUUUGCGGAAUCUCAAAAGUGGGAAGGCGUCACGGACGUUGCCGAGAUUGCGUUGAAAAUCAGUCAAAUGCCGAAAGCGAGCGACCACUGCACGAGAACGGUCGUGUUCACGCAAGGUGCGGACGCUACUAUUGUCGCCAAAGACGGCAAGGUCACGAAAUACGACGUCAUCAAACUAGCCAAAGAAGACUUGGUCGAUACGAACGGCGCGGGAGACGCGUUCGUCGGCGGGUUCUUGUCCCAGUUUGUACACGGUAAGGAACUAGCGGAUUGCUGCAAGGGUGGUAACUACGCCGCCAAUGCCAUCAUUCAACAAUCUGGGUGCAAGUGUCCGGGAGAGUCAAACUUCUCCAGCUAA